AUGGAGGCCGAGUCUCCGGCGAGGCGCGGGGCUCCCGAGCCCCGGGCGCUGGGCGCGGCGGGCAGCCUGCUGCGCAGGAUCCACGGCAAACUGUUCACCUGGAAUAUUCUGAAGACCAUAGCUCUGGGCCAGAUGCUGUCCUUGUGUAUAUGUGGGACAGCCAUCACCAGCCAAUACUUGGCAGAGAAGUGCAAGGUGAACACCCCCAUGCUUCAGAGCUUCAUCAACUAUUGCCUGCUGUUCCUGGUUUACACGGGGAUGCUGGCUCUCCGCUCAGGCAGUGAUAAUCUAUUAGAGAUUUUGAGACAAAAAUGGUGGAAGUACAUCCUGCUGGGCUUAGCAGAUGUGGAGGCUAACUACCUGAUUGUCAGAGCAUACCAGUACACAACUCUAACCAGCGUCCAGUUUUCAGGAUUGUACAUCCUGUCGUUUACUGUCAUCAUGGUGGGCUUCAUCCUAUACUGCUCCACCCCGACACGGACAGCAGAGCCAGCUGAAAGCAGUGUGCCUGCUGUUACCAGCAUUGGGAUUGACAACCUGGGACUGGAGCUUGAGGAGACUGGACUUCCGGAGACCCUCUCUGCAGCCUUGUAG
Molecule: messenger RNA, 594 nt
Organism: Jaculus jaculus (lesser Egyptian jerboa)
Lineage: Eukaryota; Metazoa; Chordata; Mammalia; Rodentia; Dipodidae
Product: solute carrier family 35 member F2-like
Exons: 1
Coding region: 1-594 (197 amino acids)
Biological process (GO): transmembrane transport
Cellular component (GO): membrane
Molecular function (GO): transmembrane transporter activity
Source: RefSeq, a predicted model, not a curated record